Messenger RNA from Zonotrichia leucophrys gambelii, 933 nucleotides. Its product is annotated as 26S proteasome regulatory subunit 10B-like. Gene Ontology annotation, biological process: positive regulation of RNA polymerase II transcription preinitiation complex assembly. Gene Ontology annotation, cellular component: proteasome regulatory particle, base subcomplex; cytosolic proteasome complex. The transcript is spliced from 6 exons. NCBI's taxonomy places the organism in Eukaryota, Metazoa, Chordata, Aves, Passeriformes, Passerellidae. Gene Ontology annotation, molecular function: ATP hydrolysis activity; ATP binding; proteasome-activating activity. The coding region runs from base 31 to 549 and encodes 172 amino acids. The record is from RefSeq and is a predicted model, not a curated record.
AUCGGCGAGAGCGCUCGGCUGAUCCGAGAGAUGUUCAAUUAUGCCAGAGAUCACCAGCCCUGCAUCAUUUUCAUGGAUGAGAUCGAUGCUAUUGGUGGGCGCCGCUUUUCCGAGGGCACAUCAGCUGAUCGAGAAAUUCAGAGGACUCUGAUGGAGUUGUUGAAUCAGAUGGAUGGAUUUGACACUCUGCACAGAGUUAAAAUGAUCAUGGCUACCAACAGACCUGACACCCUGGACCCUGCCCUGCUGCGGCCCGGAAGGCUGGACAGGAAAAUCCAUAUCGACCUACCAAAUGAACAAGCCAGAUUAGAUAUUCUGAAGAUUCAUGCAGGUCCUAUCACUAAACAUGGUGAGAUAGAUUAUGAAGCAAUCGUGAAGCUUUCAGACGGCUUCAACGGAGCAGACUUGAGAAACGUCUGUACUGAAGCAGGGAUGUUUGCGAUCCGUGCUGAUCAUGACUUCGUAGUUCAGGAAGAUUUCAUGAAAGCUGUCAGGAAAGUGGCUGAUUCCAAGAAGCUGGAAUCCAAGCUUGACUACAAACCUGUGUAAAUUAACCAUAGAAUUUGUGAUUUGAUUGUACACAUCCUACUGGGUUAAUGCAUAAAAAAAAAAAAGGAGAGAAAUAAUGUACCUCUUGAUUAUCAUUGUAAGGUGUUUGUGUAGCAUGUAGCUAGUAAUUUUGGGAAUGCUAGUUGCAAGUUGGCUACAGGAGUGUGUUUUCUGUACAAUUCUGAAAUGCAAUGUUCAUUACAGCCCAGGCUCAGUAAAAAUGUGUGGAGAUGUGUUGUUCUCUUAGCAAUUAUGGUGGGAAUUUAUAAACGUGCCUGAAGGGAUUCACGAACAGAAGAAAGUCAGUUCAUUUCUUGACUUUUUGUAUAUCAGUAAAUCUCCUUUCCCCAAACAGUUUAUGAAUAAAACCUGUUUAAAUCUGUU